This is a messenger RNA of Alosa alosa (allis shad), 2610 nucleotides long. RefSeq names its product microtubule-associated protein 7b (gene map7b). The transcript has 20 exons. Lineage: Eukaryota; Metazoa; Chordata; Actinopteri; Clupeiformes; Clupeidae. Gene Ontology annotation, cellular component: microtubule cytoskeleton. Gene Ontology annotation, biological process: microtubule cytoskeleton organization. The record is from RefSeq and is a predicted model, not a curated record. The coding region runs from base 98 to 2359 and encodes 753 amino acids.
UACCCACCUGUCCACCAGGCGCAAGGCUCGCUUUUCCGACACUUUUUUAUGCCCAGUGGCCUCACGCGGCUAAUCCUCUCAUCUGACGUCAGGAGCAAUGGCGGACCUGGAUGGAAGCGACGCGUCUAACAGCGCGACCCAAGGUUCAGAGGCCCCUCCUUCAGUGGAGGAGAAGAGAACACUAUCAAGUCGGCCUACAUCCUCUGCCUCCGCCCUCAACACCAGCAUAGACACACCCACCUCUAUAGGCUCCAAACCAGAGCCUUUGGUGCUGAAACUUGAUGAGAGACAGAGGCUUGCUCGAGAACGGAGAGAGGAGAGGGAAAAGCAAAAUGCGCUCCGUGAGUCUCAGUGGCAUGAGCGCGAGGAGCGUGCUCGUCAGUACUAUGAGAAGCACCUGGAGGAACGCAGGAGGAGGCUGGAGGAGCAGAGGAUCAAGGAGGACCAGAGACGCGCCGCUGUCGAGGAGAAACGACGGCAGAAACUCGAGGAGGAAAAGGUCCGCUAUGAGGCUGUCAUGAGGAGGACUCUGGAGAGGAGUCAAAGAGCCAAACAGAAAACCAACCGCUGGAGUUGGGGAGGCACUCUGACCACCAGCACCUCUCAUCCAACAGGGUUGUUUGAGGCUGCUUGUCUUUACCCUUUGGAUCUAGCAGGUCUGGAGCACCAUUACCCUGGUGCCUUUAGCCUGGGCCGCCAGACUGGGCCUCUCUCCAAAUAUUCGGACAGACGCUCUGUCUCGACUACUAACUUGUCCAAGCACACAGACCCGGUCAUAACCAAACGCCUGUCUGCAUCUUCUGCCACACUCUUAAACUCACCAGACAGAGCCUUACAGAAACGGACUGCCUCCUCUCCCCACAUUAAUAAACACGGCAGCAGACUCCGCUCAUCACGAGAGAAGAGUGUCGGUAACACACACACAGCUAUGCGUCGUUUGCCAUUGACACCAUGGGAGAAUAACAUGGUCAGUCGUCUGUUGACCCCCACACACUCCUACCUGGCCAGAAGCCGUAGCGCUAUGUCAUUGUCGGGAGAGACAGUGACGCCCAUUUGUCCCCGCUCAGCUUCCUGUCAUCCAAUGAGCUCCCUCUCCUUCAAGUCCCUCCAAUCCCGCAGCAGCAUGGAGCGGCCAAUGAAAGCAGGUCUCAGCUGCGAUCGGCCAAUUAGGGCCGGCUUCACCCCAUCUGACCCCAGCACCCGAAGAAGAACCACUCAGGGCACAACGGGGGAAAAGCACCCUAAGGAGUAUGUGCGUAAGUCCUGGAGUAAUUUGUCUCUGCCGCUGGGCUCCCAGCCCCUCCUGAGUGGCCCCCAGCAGCCCAGAGCCAAGAGAUCCCAGUCCCCCGGCACCCAGCCCUGCAGGACCAAAGCACCCUCACCUGCCAGAUCUUCCUUAAAGUCUUCCCAGAAGCCUCCGACCCCCAAACACCUGCGAUCCCCUGGCCAGGAGCACUCUGCCGCCACCCCACCUCUAUCGCCAGGCAACCUGCGACCCAGCCGGACCAUGCCCGAGUUGUACCGGGCCGCUGAAGAAGACGAUGCAGAGGGAGAGGCCAAGGAGGCUACUUCCCCAGCGGUGAAGUCAGCAGGAACCACAGACCCUGAAGAAGCCUCUCGCCUGCUAGCAGAGAAGCGACGACAAGCCCGUGAGCAGAGAGAGAGAGAGGAGGAAGAACGCCGCUUACAGGAGGAGGCCGAGAGACGCAGCCGUGAGGAGAUGGCUCGCAGGAAAGCAGAGGAGCGAGUGCGUAGAGAGGAGGAGGAGAAGAAGAGAGAAGAGGAGAGAAGACUCCAAGAGGAGGAGGAGAGGAAAGCCCAGGCUGAGAAGGAGAGAGAGGAGGCAGAGCGCCUACAGAAACAGCGAGAGGCAGAGGACGCUCGCCAGCGUGAGGAAGCAGAGCGACUGCGCCAGGAGAGAGAGAAGCACUUCCAGAAGGAGGAGGCAGAACGCCAGGAGCGCAAAAAGAGAUUGGAGGAGAUCAUGAAGAGAACACGCAAAUCAGAUCAGCAAAAAUCACCACAACGCAGAAAUGGAGAUUUCACUGAGCAGAAAACAGAGGAGACAGCAUCUUCACCUGCACCUCUGCCAGCCCUCUCAGAGACACACACACUCACGCUCCAGGGUCCGGAGUCAGGAGAGAGCACACCAACUGAGGCCCACCCGAGGGAGAACGGCAUCGCCAUAGAGACGGGGACCUUUGAGCAGGUCAUCGUGGUUCCCAUGGAGACCAAGAUGCCCCGGGCAGAGGGCGAUGGGCAGGAGGAAGAGGAGACGUCUGACUCUGAAGGCCCCCGCAGCCCCGUCAUCGCCUUCCGAGAGAGCGGACAGAACCAGCACCAAGCAGAUGUGGUGUGAGCAACCAAGACUGCAUGGGUGAGCGAGAAGGAGACCAAGGGAGAACGAAGAGGUUCGGAUGGAUCACGUCUCACCUGAAGGUCUCCCUGAAGGCUGGUUUCAUACAGACAAGGCCUGGACAGGAAACCCUCCUCCCCAUUCCUGCUGACCAAAACGUCAACUUAGAACAACCACCAACCCCUUGCUCCCCAAACCACUUAGCACGGUCUCAGACUAGAGAGCAGUGAGGUCCAAACCACCUUGAGACCAAG